Molecule: messenger RNA, 1218 nt
Organism: Phytophthora infestans T30-4
Lineage: Eukaryota; Oomycota; Peronosporomycetes; Peronosporales; Peronosporaceae
Exons: 3
Coding region: 1-1218 (405 amino acids)
Molecular function (GO): protein binding
Source: RefSeq, a predicted model, not a curated record
AUGGGUGCUUCACAAGCUGCUGAAUUCGUGCCGAGUGAACUUUCACCAGAACCUGUCGACGUUGUGGAUCUGUUGAAAUCACUUGACGGCAAGUCAGCAGACGAGAAAGAAAUACUUCUAUUGAUGCUCUUGCAAGCUUGUGUUAAUGAUGAGAAGCGUCAGAUGCUUUACGACGCGAACGGAAUUAAGGUGCUGGUAGACUUGGUCAGGAAUGGCCGCACGUAUUUUACUCAACUGUACGCACUGGAAUGCUUACAUUGGGCGGCAAGCUCAGACGCAAAGGUAGCCCCGUCCGAUGUCAGCGCCCUCCGUGAUUGUGUCAAAGAUGUCCCAUCACAACACCAUUUGUCGGCGGCGGAUGCUUUGCAAAACAGUUCUGAUGACGGAGAUGAAAAAGCAGCGCUACGCUGUGCCUGCAUCGCAGCGAAGGGAAACAACGAUGAUUUUCGAGAUGCUGAAGCAGUCGAAAGUGGCCAAGAAACCCAAAAGUUGUGGUUUGGUUUGGUCCCGUCACUAGCAACACUCUUGCAAAACGGCAACGACACUCAGAAGAUGUGGACAGCGAAAGCGAUGGGCAAUCUCGCUCUGAACAACGAAGAUAUUCGAAGCGAGAUCGCGCGGAAAGAUGCAAUUCGAUACCUCGUCGCACUUGUUCAAGUCGGAACGCCAGAGCAAAAGCAUCGAGCAGCGUAUGCGCUUGGAAACCUUGCACUUAGCAAAGAAGCUCACAAUAUGAUCAUGCGGAAAGGGGCUAUUACGCCACUCUUGACACUGAUGCGCACAGGGAGCCCCCAACAAAAGAAUGGCGCAGGGUGCGCGCUUGGAACCAUUACGCGCUCCAGCUACACCAACCUUUCGGCCAUUGCGCACGAGACAUCAGUCGCGUCACUCGUCUCAAUUUUGCUUGUCGGGACUGACGAACAAAAAGAGAGUGCUGUGAAUGUACUGGCCGAUUUUGUGAAAAAUGAGAAGCAGUGUGCAGAGAUUGCAAGUCAAGGAGCUAUCUCUCCACUCGUCGCCCUGCUUCAAACCGGAACUACCGGACAGAAACAAAGAGCUGCUGCGGUUCUAGCUGGACUCGCGAAACGUAAGGAACAUUGCGAGGAGAUUGAACGCGAAGGGAGUCUCGCUUGGCACAAUGAUCCAAAUUGUCUUGACAUCGCUGGAGCAGGGGGUAUUGUACCUUUGGUGGCUCUUCUAGCCAGAGGUACCGGAUGA